AUGGAAUCCGAGUUUGUACUUAUUCUUCCUCCUGGGCUUUGGUCUCUCGAAGCCUACGCCGCGUGUAAAAUUUUGUCCAAGGAAAAAUCGGAUAGAAGAGAGGCUUUCAGGAAUUUUUACAAUAGCUUAGAAGACGUUAUUGAAAAUUCAGAAGAGAAGAAGCUAUUGAAAAAGCCAAGAGUCUUCUGGCUGAAAAGAUGGUUGAAUGAUAUAAAAAAGGUGACAAAGACCUGCGGAGAUUUAUUAGACGGGUCGAAAGUGCUGGGUGAAGUGACAAACAGGAAAUACGGGGAAUAUGGUGCCAGACAGUCUGACAAUGCGGAAAGGCGGGAGUUACCACGUGUUUCAGACAUUAUUAGUUGGUUUUUUUUGGUAUUGCAAAUGGACAAUACAAUCUUGGAUUCUGCUGUCGCU
This is a messenger RNA of Dentiscutata erythropus, 414 nucleotides long. The record is from the annotation of a GenBank genome assembly. Lineage: Eukaryota; Fungi; Glomeromycota; Glomeromycetes; Diversisporales; Gigasporaceae.